This is a messenger RNA of Vidua chalybeata, 2460 nucleotides long. It is a transcript of the gene N4BP2L1, whose product is annotated as NEDD4 binding protein 2 like 1. NCBI's taxonomy places the organism in Eukaryota, Metazoa, Chordata, Aves, Passeriformes, Viduidae. The record is from RefSeq and is a predicted model, not a curated record. Bases 77 to 916 code for a protein of 279 amino acids. Gene Ontology annotation, biological process: negative regulation of transcription by RNA polymerase II. The transcript is spliced from 5 exons. Gene Ontology annotation, cellular component: nucleus. Gene Ontology annotation, molecular function: transcription corepressor activity.
UCCUUUAAAAGCAGAAGAAACUAGGUCAAAUGCCUGGGCUUUUUUUUCAAUUAAUAUAUCUACUGAGGAGUGGCAGAUGGGCUUCAAUACUCAAGUUUCUCUCUCUCCUUGCUCUGAGGAUAAAUGUGUAAGUGAACAAAGAUCUCAAAAAGUGAGGAAACCUGAACAGACUCACACAAACAGUUCAGCAGAGCUAAACUGCUAUCAGUCAAAUGAGGAAUUGGUAAAGGAAAACUAUCAUGAAACAGAAACUGAGGAAGUUGGCAAUGUAAUAAGCAAUGGUGUGUCCGCAUCUCCAACUGGUGAAGUGCACUUUGAUUCCCUAGUGGAAGCCAGGGCUGCCUUCAUGCAGGGUUCGAGUGAAGCAGAUAUGCCAAUAAAUUAUGCUACACCAAUUACACUGAAGAGGAAGAGAUACAGGAGAAUUGUCAACUUAGCACCAAAGUUUAACCUACCAAGACAGAUCUUUGCUCAUACAGAGGAAGGGGAGGACAUCCUGAUAAGAGAAGAUGUUCCCCAAAAUAAUGUUUUAGAAGUGAGGCAAAAAUACUUUCUAAGCAAGAACUGUGAAGAAGCACAUGAACAGGACCAUGCAUUGCAGGAAUAUUCCUCACCCACUCCGGAUGCAGAAUCCUUGUUGCCAGAUGAUUAUAUAGUUCCCCUUGACUGGAAAGUUUCAAAGAUGAUCUAUUUACUGUGGAAGACCUCUGUGGAGGAAAAACAGAAAACAAACGGAUUGCAGAAGGAAGAUGGCUUGACUAAUGAUUUUAUUAAUCUUGAAGAUAUAAAUAAAAAUCACCAAGAGAAUCAAGACUCUUCUGAAACACUAUCAGACAUGGAGCUAUGUCAAGAUGUGAUAGAGAAGAACAUCAUAACCUGCACUGGCUGUCUGGAUGCUGCAUUUCAUCAGUCAUGAGUGACUGUCUUAAAUUCUGCAUGAAAAAACAGAAACUUCUCGCUUUAAUUCCACUAUGGAAGGACUUCAGUUGGCCAUCAAGGAUUUUAAAUGUGAGGGAUAACCUGGAAGAAAGAAACCACUGUAGAUUUUUUGGUGUACAUCUUUGGCCACCUCCCCCCAACACUGCCCCCUGAUAUCAACCUCUCUGACCACGUAAUAAUGAUCAAAAUUGAGAUAAUUUUGUGUAUGGCAAAAGGUCAUUUUCUGAAGCCAUUUGGGAUUUACACUUUGUCAGUACAUCCUCAAGUGUGGUAUAAAGAGAUUGAGAGUGGAGACUAGAGGCAUCUGUCACGGGGUGUGAGCUUCAGGCUGUAGUAUUUCAUUAACUUGUAUCAGGAUCCAGGAUAUCACCACAGAAGCAGGCAGUGAUGCUCACCUGCAGGGAAUGGUAUUUGUUAUGCAUCUUAGCUGCCUCCUUCUGCCUUCACCCUCAGUCAUAAUUGCACCCAGUCCCUUUACAACCUCAGAUGGUAAAAAUCUUCAUCUGUCUUUCCUAUUCACUCAUCCAGAGGUGCACAACUUGCCUUCUUUUCACCUGAAACCAGGCUUUAGGCUUCUCCUCAGCUAGACUCAUUGGGGAAUUUGGGACUACAGAAAAAAGAACAUUUCACUACAGAACUGAUUCAAACAUGCUGGAGGAAGGGUGUGUGUGGUUUGUGGUAGACUGAGAAGAAGUAUAACUAGCACUGGUAAGCAGUGAUUUGAUGUUUCUGUUAGUGGUGUUGGAAAUAUUUAUGUAUGUAGAGAUAAACAAAUCAUAAUUAAUUAUAAAGAGCAACCUCUGUCAAUUAUGAGGCAUGCAUAAGGUUGGACACUUCCUUGUAGGGAGAGGGAGUGACAGCUGUCACCUCAUUUAACAAUAAAAGUGUGUGAAAAGAUUAAGGAAAAGCAGGAAACUUGGUUGCGUCUACUUGUCAGAGGUAGUAUUUCCCACUUGAGCAGCUUGCAGAUCCUGAAUAUUUCUCCAUUCAUUCUUUCAUAUCCUGUUCCUCACCUUUCCCUGUAUGUGCUUAUACAUCAGCUGAAGAUCCAGAAUUUGACUGAACUUGUGCUGAAGCUCCACCAUGGUCAAAUUUGCCAAUGUGUCUCCACUUUCUACUUAAAUACUGCAUCUGUAUGAAAACAGUUAACAAUGUAUGUAUUUCUAAAUUAAUGUUGUACUGGAGAAAUUGUCUGGCUGCAUUGUUUGAAUGCAUCUCCCAUGUACAUGUGUGUGUCUUCCUUGGCUGGAAAUGUCCUGUUCUACCAGCAGAACAUUAUAUAAACUGUAAAGGGGAGGACGAAGGGAGCUCAUACCCGCCAUAACCACAGCUUCAGCCUUCUGUGUUGUACUAGUGGCACCAGACAAGUUAGUUUGAUUUCAGAAAAAUGUCACUCAAGGAUUAAUACUGUCUUCGUACUUCUAUUUAUUGAGCGAGAAAUCUGAAUGCCUCUAUUUUCUGUUACUGAAUCCUGGCCUUCCUCAAGAAUGCUUGAAAUAAAAAAUAGUUUUCAAAAUCUCA